Molecule: messenger RNA, 2586 nt
Organism: Syngnathoides biaculeatus (alligator pipefish)
Lineage: Eukaryota; Metazoa; Chordata; Actinopteri; Syngnathiformes; Syngnathidae
Product: transcription factor COE2-like
Exons: 12
Coding region: 255-1613 (452 amino acids)
Biological process (GO): regulation of transcription by RNA polymerase II
Molecular function (GO): RNA polymerase II cis-regulatory region sequence-specific DNA binding; DNA-binding transcription factor activity, RNA polymerase II-specific
Source: RefSeq, a predicted model, not a curated record
GUGCGUUAUAGAGGAUCUUUGACGUGUCUACGGUGAUAAUAUUCGAAACGGUGGACACGAAGUCUGAAGACAAUUCAUCACUUCGUUGUGUUCUAAACGUUUGAACCUUGGGAAACUUUCGUCUUUUCAUGGGAUGUUCGCCGGGAGGUUCAGGAAGUGCUGUUCCGUUUUAAGCCAGGAUAAAUGGGUUCUUCUUGAAGUUCUUCUUGAAAUGCAACCAGAAUUGUCUGAAGACUGCGGGGAACCCCAGGGACAUGAGGAGAUUUCAGGUGGUCCUGUCCAGCACGGUGAGCGUGGACGGCCACGUCCUGGCGGUGUCGGACAACAUGUUCGUCCACAACAACUCCAAGCACGGUCGGAGGGCUCGCAGGCUUGAGCCGGGCGACUCCGCCGAGAACACCAUGGAGUAUGCCACGCCCUGCAUCAAAGCAAUCAGUCCCAGCGAAGGGUGGACGACCGGGGGGGCCAUGGUCAUCGUCAUCGGGGAAAACUUCUUCGACGGGCUGCAGGUGGUGUUCGGAAGCAUGUUAGUCUGGAGCGAGCUAAUUACGCCGCACGCCAUCCGUGUCCAGACUCCACCUCGCCACAUCCCGGGGGUGGUGGAGGUCACAUUGUCUUAUAAAUCGAAACAAUUCUGCAAGGGGGCGCCCGGACGCUUCAUCUACACAGCCCUGAACGAGCCGACGAUAGACUACGGUUUCCAGCGGCUUCAGAAAGUCAUCCCGCGGCAUCCCGGCGACCCGGAAAAAAUGGCAAAGGAAAUUUUGCUGAAGAGAGCAGCAGAUCUCGUGGAGGCUCUGUAUGGGAAUCCGCACAGUAAUCAGGACAUGUUGCUGAAGCGAGCGGCUGACAUCGCGGAGGCCCUCUACAGCGUUCCUCGUCCUCACAGUCAGCUGCAAGCGCUGCCCAGCUCGCCGGCCCACGGCAGCGUCAUGGGUUUGGGUUCCUACCCGUCCCAGUUGGGCGUCAGCAUCGGGGAGCCAGGACAGAGCGGGCAAGGUUAUAUUCGCAACUCAAGCAGCUUAUCCCCAAGAGGUUACCCCUCGGCGUCCACGCCUCAGCAGUCGAGCUACGGCGGCAGCGGCGGUAUGACCGGAGGCUACGGCAGCGUUCCCAUGACCACCCUGGGGGUUCCGGGCUCGCCCGGCUUCAGCAGCGCCUCCCCGACUGGGUCGUCCUACAUCAUGCCCCCCAGCCCGACCAUACCGGGAAGCUCCAGCUCGUCGUCGUCUCUGUUGCCUUUCUCCUCGUUCCCGUCGGCCGCUAAGCAGAAGAGCGCUUUCGCUCCCGUGCUCAGGCCCCAGGGCUCCCCUUCCCCCGCCUGCCCGGCCUCAGGCGGGAACAGCUUCCGAGGCAGACGAACGGGCAAACUUUUAGAAACUAUCCAAAGACAAAACAUCGAUUCCGCAGGCAGGCAGGCAGGCAGGCAGGCAGGCAGACGAUGUUUCUUUGCUAACCAGACUGGACCACACCACACUGUGACGCCAACCAAACGUGAUUUCAUUUCUAAAACUUCGGCGUUUGCCUCCGGUGUGCGAUCUCGCGCCGUAUUCUCGAUUUCUUCCGCCGCCUGCCCCCCGAACCUUUGCUGGCGACGAACACGCGAGCACUGAACCCUUUUCAAGCGAUGGACGGCUCUUUUUAAGCAGGGUGCUAUUCGUCUGUUACGGACACUUUAAAAACAGCAUGUGUGUGUGUACACUGUCUGUGAGUUAGCGACAAGUUUUUUGUAGUAGACUUUUUGAAGACAAUUUACAUUCCGCGAAAAAAUAGACCCUUUAUUUUUAUUUUUAUUUUUUUUUUGUUCCGAUCGCUGAGAUUCUACAAGUGAGAUUUUUUUUUCCUUCCUUUUUCUCAAGGGUUAUUACUAAAGGAGUUCAUAUAUUGAUUUAUUUAAGUACAAGCAAUUUAACUUAUUAUAGCUAGUUUAGGGAAUAAUAUAAACGUUUUAUAAAAGUGAUUUUUUUUUCCCAACUGUUUACGUUUUAAUGAACUACGACGCCGUUCGAUUUUAAAUUUUUUAUUGCGUGUGGGCUUCAUCCAAAAAUUUGGAAUAAGACUUCCCCCGGUCUGCAAGGUCUUUGCGUAACUAGGAUUGACAUUACGCAUUGAGUUGUGACAUAAAAAUGAUUAUUAUUGUCCUGGUGUAAAGGGGGAAAAAAAUUUUGAUUUCAUGUGUAAUGCAUGCUUUGUUGAACCAACGCAAACGCUGUCAUCCCGUCAUCCCACGUCGCAAAUUGGACACAAAGGCGUCGUCGCCUGGAGGUUUUCAGCUUCAUUCGGCAAGUCUCCGCGGAGCACACGCGAGUCACUAUGCAGUUCGGUAAAUGGAAAGCACAACAACGUACGGUAUUAUUCUGUUUCAGCCGCCGAUACGAAACCGCCACACGAACGCCGCUCUCAGGAUGUGAAAACAAACAAAAAAACACGGAGUUGAGAACAUUUUCAACUUUAGUUGACUAUUUAUUUUUAAAAAAAAAAUGAGUAAUUUUAACGUUUUCAACCCAUCUUUCUUUCAAACGGUACAAACAUGGUACAAAUGUGAUUUGUAUAUCAACAAGGUGUAAUUAUAUUUUGUGCUCCAAA